Molecule: messenger RNA, 1368 nt
Organism: Porites lobata
Lineage: Eukaryota; Metazoa; Cnidaria; Anthozoa; Scleractinia; Poritidae
Source: the annotation of a GenBank genome assembly
AUGAGUUCCAAACCUCGUCGUGGUCAAUGGCUUCCCUCCGACCCUAAAGUUCUUGAUGAAUGGUUAGACAACUUGAUCAAAGAAGUCAAAGCCGACCCGAUCUGCCAAGCAAAGUUAAAGGCGAUUGAGGAUCAACACCCUCCAGCUGAAGACGAAGAAAAAGCUGAGGUAGCCAUGGUUAAGCUUCCACCUCCACCUCCUCCUGCAGACGAACGGUGCCGUCUCCAUCCACCGGUUGAAGAGUUGAAGAAUGCCAUUCUUACCGACCCUGAGAUCAACAUGUUUUUCCAUCAAAUGUUCUGGCAACAGUAUUUUCUCCCAGAUUCUUCACAAGGAGUCAAAAUUCCGACCUGGCAGUUGAUGAUUUUGUUGAUCGACCGCAUCAUGACAAAAGCUCCUAAGUUCAACGGCUCUGAUUUGGUUGGCUUCCCCAUCAAUGUAAUCUUGAACUGGCCGAUGAAUACCACUGCUGGCUUUGCUGCUUUCCUGAACGACAAAGUCAACAAUUACUUCAAGGCGAUUCUCAACUACUGGGCAGAAACCUGGCUGAACACUCCAAACUCUUGCUCUGUUCUGACCACGGACCCUGGAGGUUGGUUUAGCGAAGAGGCAAUGAAGAAAAUGCCAAACUUUGUUGAAGAAUUUGAAUGCCACCCAGAGCAACCCCAUUAUGGCUUUAAGUCAUGGGACGAUUUUUUUACCAGAAAGUUUCGGACGAAACCUGAUGUUCGUCCAGUAGCAUCCCCAGACGACGAUUACAUUGUUGCAAAUGCCUGUGAAUCGGCGCCGUACAAGUUGGCUAGAAACGUUAAGCACAGGGACUUCUUUUGGAUAAAAAAGCAGCGAUACUCGUUGGAUUUCAUCCUGAACGGGAAAGAAAAAGCCCAGCCAUUUUAUGGUGGAACCGUGUACCAAGCAUUUCUGAGCGCCUUCAGUUACCACCGAUGGCACAGCCCCGUGACUGGUGAAAUCGUUGGAACGGAGCUUGUGGAUGGUUCCUACUACUCGCAAACCCACAACAUCCAGGACGACCCAGCAUCACCCAACAUGUCACAGGGAUACAUUGCUCAGGUAGCCGCCCGGGGUAUUGUUUACAUUAAAGCUAAAAACCCUCAUAUUGGCUUGAUGUGCUUCGUAUCAAUCGGUAUGUCAGAAGUGUCUACCAACGAAAUCACUGUUAAGAAAGGGGAUAAAGUAAAGAAAGGUGACCAGCUUGGCAUGUUUCACUUUGGUGGCUCCACACAUUUGCUGAUAUUCCGCCCAGAAGUGGACAUCGAGUUUGAUCUUGGAGGUCAAACACCAGGUCUGGAUUCACAUAAUAUCAACGUCAAAGCUAAGAUUGCUGAAGUGAAAAAGCCAAAGAAGUGA